This is a messenger RNA of Paramisgurnus dabryanus, 4667 nucleotides long. It is a transcript of the gene tbc1d10c, whose product is annotated as TBC1 domain family, member 10C. The record is from RefSeq and is a predicted model, not a curated record. Gene Ontology annotation, biological process: regulation of GTPase activity. Gene Ontology annotation, molecular function: small GTPase binding; GTPase activator activity. Lineage: Eukaryota; Metazoa; Chordata; Actinopteri; Cypriniformes; Cobitidae.
AUGAGCUCUGCCUAUCUACUCCAGCCCACAAACCUGCAAAAACACACAGACACACAAACACACACAAAGCGGAAGUCUUUCUCUCAGUGUCUUCCCCUCCCAUCAGAGGACAACCGUACCUCUCAGUGUGACAGAACCGCGAAGAUGUCUGUUGAAGCGGACAAGGAUGAGGAGGGGGAUUCUGGGUCAGGAGUUGCAAUCUUAGAGACCAACCGCUUUGGGUUCAUUGUAGGAAAUGGAGAGACUGACAGUGAGGCUCCCUGUCCUGAGUUAGUGAGACAUCGAGAGACAAAGUGGCUCGGCCUCAUUAAACAAUGGGAACAAGUGAUAGAGAAAAAGAACAACAAGGUCAAAGGUCAAUGUCAGAAAGGCAUCCCAGCAUCCGUCAGGGCUAAGUGCUGGCCACUGCUCUGUGGUGCUAUGGACAGAAAGAAACAAAAUGAAAAGCUCUAUGAAGGUCUGAUUAAAGCUCCAGAUCAUCAGGGAUGGACAGAUAUCAUCAAAAGAGACACAGACAGACAGUUUCCCUUCCAUGAGAUGUUCCAGUCCAAAGAUGGCCAUGGUCAGAAGGAUUUGCUGGAGGUUUUGAAAGCGUACACGCAGUAUAAACCAGAUGAGGGCUACUGUCAGGCACAAGGACCUGUGGCAGCUGUAUUGCUCAUGAAUAUGCCCGCUGAGGAGGCAUUUUGGUGUUUGGCACAGAUUAGUGAGCAUUACCUUCCUGGCUACUACAGCCCUCUGCUGGAAGGUGUUUUAUUUGAUGCUGCUGUUCUCUCAAAUGUCUUAAAAAAACUGUGUCCAGCAGCACAUAAACACUUACAGAAUCAGGGGGUGGAGCCUCUCAUGUUUGCCACUGAUUGGCUGAUGUGCUUGUACAGCCGCCACUUGCCUUUCAAUACUCUGCUCAGAGUCUGGGAUCUCUUCUUCUGCUAUGGUGUGCGUGUGUUAUUUCAAGUGGCCGUGGUGCUGGUGCGGCGAUGUCUCGGAGAAGGACGACUUCGAAAAGAAUGUGAUGGACAGAUGGAAACACUGGAGCGUCUGCGUGGUGUUAAACAGCGUGUCCAAAAUGAUCAAACUGAUGCCUUCAUUCAUGAGGUAUGUUCUGUGGCACUGUCUUCGGCGGACCUGCUAAAACAAACAGAGAAAGAGAUGGAGAAAUGGAAGAAAGAAAGACCAGAUUCGACCUUUGACCCUCGAGGCCGCUGCCACGGAUACCGCAUGGCAUGGGAAAGAGUGCAGAACAAACAGAAGGAAAAACAAAAAGGGACUCUGCCUCUUCCUCUGAUGCGUUCACACUCAUCUCUUUCUCCACAUAUUCUACGAAAAAAGUUCAGAAAGAGAGGAAGCAGAAGUGACGCUGAGGAAUGGGACGGAGGAGGGAGAAAAAUCUCACAAGGCAUGAUGGAAGAGAGCGAUGAAGGAGAGAUAAGAAGGAAAAGUGUGUGCGGUGUCGCUGGAGAACAAAGGGCCAAGCAGGACAGACUAGCGGAGUUCAACACAAACAAACAGAAAGACCAUAUCACUCAUGCAAACAUCAAAAUUGAGUUUGAUGUUUUUGAGGAAGGCCAUGAAGAAACAGCGUGCAUGUCACAUAUGCAUAGUGUGACGAAGAGAGACUCUGGACAGGGGGAUGCGCACAAAAAUAAUCAUCAAGAAAAUAUAAACCAACAAAAAUAUAAUUCACCGGCAGGACAAGAGAAACGUGAUUCAGAAAGAACUGGUGGGGGUGUGGAGGAGAGCAAAGAGACAAAUUAUCAUGAACAGAAUGUAGACAGACAGACAUGUCAAGAUGAACCGAAAUCAAGUGAGACAUCUGAAGAAAGCAAGACAUCUGAAGAAAGACAGAAAUCAGAAAGUGAGACAUGUCAAGAUGAAACAAAAUCAGAAAGUGAGACAUGUCAAGAGAGACACAAAUCAGAAAGUGAGACAUGUCAAGAGAGACACAAAUCAGAAAGUGAGACAUUUCAAAAUGAAACGAGAUUAGAAAGUGAGACAUGUCAAGAUGAAACGAAAUCAGAGAGUGAGACAUGUCAAGAUGAAACGAAAUCAGAGAGUGAGACAUGUCAAGAUGGACAGAAAGCAGAAAGUGAGACAUGUCAAGAUGAAACGAAAUCAGAGAGUGAGACAUGUCAAGAUGGACAGAAAGCAGAAAGUGAGACAUGUCAAGAUGGACAGAAAGCAGAAAUUGAGACAGGUCAAGAUGAAACAAGAUCAGAAAGUGAGACAUGUCAAGAUGAAACGAAAUCAGAAAGUGAGACAAGUCAAGAUAGACAGAAAGCAGAAAGAGAGACAUGUCAAGAUGGACAGAAAGCAGAAAUUGAGACAUGUCAAGAUGGACAGAAAGCAGAAAUUGAGACAUGUCAAGAUGAAACAAGAUCAGAAAGUGAGACAUCUAAAGAGAGACAGAAAUCCAAAAGUGAGACAUCUGAAGAGAAACAGAAAUCCAAAAGUGAGACAUGUCAAGGUGAAACAAGAUCAGAAAGUGAGACAUGUCAAGAUGGUCCGAAAGCUGAAAGUGAGACAUUUCAAGGUGAAACAAGAUCAGACAGUGAGACAUCUGAAGAGAGACAGAAAUCCAAAAGUGAGACAUCUGAAGAGAAACAGAAAUCAGAAAGUAAGACAUGUCAAGAUGGACAGAAAUCAGAAAGUGAGACAUGUCAAGAUGGACAGAAAUCAGAAAGUGAGACAUGUCAAGAUGGACAGAAAUCAGAAAGUGAGACAUGUCAAAACGAAACGAAAGCAGAAAGUGAGACAUGUCAAGAUGGACAGAAAGCAGAAAGUGAGACAUGUCAAGAUGAAACAAGAUUAGAAAGUGAGCCCAAUCAAAAAGAUGAAGAGAACAUAGAAGAGCAAGAAGACCAAGAUAAACAGAAGGUGGAAAUUCAGAUAAUUUCAGGAUUACGUGAAGAAAAUAUCCCACCUAAUAAGACAUCACAGACCAACUAUGAUCCACAGGAAGAACACCUACAGACCAACUCUGGUAAACAGGAAGAGGAAAUGCAGUCAGAGAGCAACUUUCAGAGAGACGAAAUACAAACCGGGGGCUGUAAACGGAACAAAGAUGAGCUAGAUGCUUUGCAAAAAGUCAUAACACCCGAAGACAACCAUAAAGAUGAGGAAAUCAUACAAACCCAGGAAACCCCCCUAACGACAGAAGAACAAACACAUGUUGACCAAGAAGACUUAAAGAUUCAUUUGCACAGAGGCCAACACGAAGAAAACAUACAAUCAGAAAGACGAGAAGAACACAAGGAGACUGGUACUCAGCAAGACAUGUUCACUGAUGUAGGGAUUACAGAAGAUGAUGAUAAAGAAAGUGAGAAAAAUAGAGAAAUUAGUCAAGAUGAGACAGAUGGUGAGGAUCAAACAGCUGACAAAAUGAUGCAAACAUCUGAAGCAAUGCUAACAUCAUCCACUGAUCCUGAAUCAGAAGGUGAGAGUGAAUUUCAUCCAGAUGGAUCGGUCACUCAUCCUGUACAGUCCAGUGACAUGGAUCACAAUGAUCUCGAUAUUAUUGUUACGUCCAGCGAGUCAGAACACGGUCAAAUGGAUACCAAAGAAGGAAAAGUCAUAUUGGGUGCUACCAAAGGUGACAACAUCCCCAAUUCUCAGGGGGAGGAUGAAACAGCACCAUCUAUAAACUCUGGAGACGGUGAUAUGGAUAUAGCUGAUGUAGCCACAAAAAAUAAUGAAGCAAGCAAACCAUCUACUAAAGAAAUAAGACACCUUGAGAAUAACGGAGAAGAUGAUUCUUGUUUCUCCGACAACCCAGAAAGCAAAAAACCAAUUGGAACUCAAGUUGAAAACCCAGGAGACAAGGAGCAACCUAAAGAUGAAACUAGCAACAAUGUGCACGUUACAACAAAAUCUGCUCUUCCCGAGAGCAACGCAGUGAAUUCUGUUGAUGGAUCUGGCAACCCUGAGGAUUCUCCUGGAUCUGGCAACGUUCAUAACAGCGCAGGUGCAAAACGACCCAACAGUCAGGAGUCAGAGCCCCCCUCUUCAAUGACCCCACCCAAAACCCCAAACAUCCCACCAGCUCAACUUUGUUUGCGCAGAACUUCCAGCUCACGGGUGUGCUAUCCCACAAUCCUCUCUGAUGACACCUUUAAAGAGCCAAAAGAGAUGAGCACUGAUCACACACAGACUGCAAAGCAGACAAACACAUCCAAGUCAGACGUGUCACCUCCACCCACAUGUCAACCUGAAAUAAACAACACAUCCAAACCAGAAAACACACAAGAGACACACGCUCAGACUGAAUCCGAUUCACAGACAAAAACCAAACGCCUGGGUCUUUUCCGCCGCCUUCGAGGGGACGCCAAUAAAACCCCAGUCCCAAAAAUCCUCAUUCAAGACUUUAGCGAGAAAGAGGAGCAUGUGACCUCGAAAGAAAGGAGACGGCGCAAGAGAGAAAAGGAGAGAAAAGAAAAGGAGGAGAAAGAGAGAAAGAAACGAGAGAAAGAAAUGGAAAAGGACAAAGAAAGAGAAAGGAAAAAGCCUCAGACGAGAGGGAAGAGUUUCCAGGUGCUCAGCAAGAAGUGUCCCGAUAAUGAAGUGACCGCCCGGAGCGGUGAUGACUCUCAGACGGUUCGCUCCAGGAGAAAUUCUGCUCCUUUUUCAGAUAGUUAUUUUUAAAUAACAAGAGACAAUUAAAUAUCAGUGUC